AUUCACUACUGACCGGGACAUAUAUUUAACGUUGGAUGAAAAACACUGAACUUCCUUGUCUGUCGCCAGGAGCUGCCAUGGCUGGGCAGGCGAGCUGUCAUCAUAUUCGGCCGACACCAAUGGAACAGAGAACAUCAUCUACUGCCGUGUUCGUAUUCCUGGCUAGCAUCAUAUACGGAGAAAUCAAAGGUUCAACACAAAGCGUAACCCAGCCAUGUGAGAAAAACAAAAAAGCCAUCUCACUCUGCGAAAGUAGCUCCGAUAACCGCCCGUCAGGUUUUCUCACAUACAACAUGUCCACUUCACCGGAGUGGUGCAACUGCAGCCUUUCAACAGACCAAGAAGAUACGAUGGAUGUGCAGUUUUCGACGACAGUACACAACGCAACGUAUGACUUCGUCCUCCACGUUGCAAGAGGUGGCGGUGGCAACAUCAGCGGCAGACACGGACACUGGAACGACAGCAUAUCUAAAAAGAUGCCGUGGACCGUGUACCUGUCGAAGGCUAAUCUGAAAACAAAACGUGCAGCAAUUCAAGGAUUAUGUUUCUCCUAUGAAGUUAAGAAUGAAACAACAAGAUUCUCUAUCUUAUGCCGCGCCUCCGACACGGAACUGGACAAGUCUGAGCCGAGGAUUCCAGACACAUCACUGAUCAUUUGGUUUCUGUCCGGACUGGCUUGUGCUCUGGCUAUUGCGGCAGUCGUGGUGGUGUUCAUGUUCCAAAAACCGAGGUGUGUGGGAAGAGACAGAAGGUUCAGUACUAAGGCACAGGAUGAAAUACUCACAGCUCUACAAAGGACAUCCAGUAGGGGAGAGGACAAGGAUGGGGAGAAGGAUGGGCAGGAGGAUGGGCUGGAGAAGACGUCCGGUGAAUGCAGACUUCCACUGCAAGACCACACAGCUCAAGGAGCGUGUAUCUCCAGCUCCGAGGCCAUCCACGAUAGAGGGGUGGCCAAGGAGAGCUCAGCUCGUGGGUAUCUUGGGACAACACAUGAACCGGGAAAUCAUAUUGAACUCAAUGAUGUCCAGACUGGUCCAUCUGCUGAGGGUGAUGUAGGAGCAUCGGAUGACGAGGCGGAAAAAUCCAAAUGGUCGACAAUAUUGUCUAUGAAACAAGCAGUGGCCAGACUGGUCCAUCUGCUGAGGGUGGAGUAGGAACAUCGGAUGACGAGGCGGAAAAAGUCCAAAUGGUCGACAAUAUUGUCUAUGAAACAAGCAGUGGCCAGACUGGUCCAUCUGCUGAGGGUGGAAUAGGAACAUCGGAUGACGAGCCGGAAAAAGUCCAAAUGGUCGACAAUAUUGUCUAUGAAACAAGCAGUGGCCAGACUGGUCCAUCUGCUGAGGGUGGAGUAGGAACAUCGGAUGACGAGGCGGAAAAAGUCCAAAUGGUCGACAAUAUUGUCUAUGAAACAAGCAGUGGCCAGACUGGUCCAUCUGCUGAGGGUGGAGUAGGAACAUCGGAUGACGAUGUGGAAGAAAUCCAAAUGGUCGACAAUAUUGUCUAUGAAACAUGCAGCGGUGGUGGAAAGUAGAAUUUGGCCUUUACUCUACAAACAUGCUCGGAGGGAGAGUAUCCAGACAUGAUCUUGAACCCACGAAUAACAUGAACUGUCAGACGAUGUCAAGCAUGCACAUAAAUAUAUUUUUUUAGCUUGCCAUGUGACUCUCAAAAGAGUUAUGUAUUUUUAAUACGCUUAUUAUUAAGACAUGUGACCGGAAUGACGAACUGUGUUAUAUUUUUACCGUAAAAGUGAAUUAUGUGUUUAUUUAAGUUUUCUCAUCUUCAGCAAUAAAAACGUGAAGCCUUAAA
This is a messenger RNA of Haliotis rubra (blacklip abalone), 1809 nucleotides long. RefSeq lists its product as uncharacterized. The record is from RefSeq and is a predicted model, not a curated record. Bases 36 to 1154 code for a protein of 372 amino acids. The transcript is spliced from 7 exons. NCBI's taxonomy places the organism in Eukaryota, Metazoa, Mollusca, Gastropoda, Lepetellida, Haliotidae.